This is a messenger RNA of Catharus ustulatus (Swainson's thrush), 1769 nucleotides long. RefSeq names its product protein phosphatase 3 catalytic subunit gamma (gene PPP3CC). Gene Ontology annotation, cellular component: calcineurin complex; cytoplasm. NCBI's taxonomy places the organism in Eukaryota, Metazoa, Chordata, Aves, Passeriformes, Turdidae. Gene Ontology annotation, molecular function: calmodulin-dependent protein phosphatase activity; calmodulin binding. Bases 13 to 1533 code for a protein of 506 amino acids. The record is from RefSeq and is a predicted model, not a curated record. Gene Ontology annotation, biological process: calcineurin-mediated signaling. The transcript has 14 exons.
GCCACCGCCACCAUGUCCGGGCGCGGCCACAACAAGCUGCCGACCACCGAGCGCAUCGUCAAGGCUGUGCCAUUCCCUCCCACGCAGAGGCUGACUCUGAAGGAGGUUUUUGAGGAUGGGAAACCCAGGCUGGAUGUCCUCAAGAGCCACCUGGUGAAGGAGGGGAGGCUGGAGGAGGACGCGGCGCUGAAAAUCAUCAACGACGGCGCCGCCAUCCUCAGGCACGAGAAAACCAUGAUCGAGGUGGAGGCUCCAAUCACAGUGUGUGGUGACAUCCACGGGCAGUUCUUUGACCUGAUGAAGCUGUUUGAGGUGGGAGGAUCACCCAACAACACUCGCUACCUCUUCCUGGGGGACUACGUGGACAGAGGCUACUUCAGUAUAGAGUGCGUGCUGUAUUUAUGGAGUUUAAAGAUAAACCAUCCCAAAACCUUGUUCCUCCUGCGAGGGAACCACGAGUGCAGGCACCUCACAGAAUAUUUCACCUUCAAGCAGGAAUGUCGAAUCAAGUACUCGGAGCGAGUGUACGACGCGUGCAUGGACACCUUCGACUGUCUUCCUCUCGCUGCCCUCCUCAACCAGCAGUUCCUGUGUGUCCACGGGGGCCUGUCUCCAGAAAUCACAUGUCUAGAUGACAUUAGGAAAUUAGACAGGUUUAAGGAGCCUCCAGCCUUUGGUCCCAUGUGUGACCUGCUGUGGUCGGAUCCCUCGGAGGAUUACGGCAACGAGAAAACCCUGGAGCACUUUGCCCACAACACUGUCCGGGGCUGCUCCUAUUUCUACAGUUACCCUGCAGUGUGUGAAUUUUUGCAGAACAAUAGUUUGUUAUCCGUAAUCCGAGCUCACGAAGCCCAGGAUGCUGGGUAUCGAAUGUACAGGAAGAGCCAGACCACGGGCUUUCCCUCGUUAAUCACAAUCUUCUCUGCACCAAAUUAUUUAGAUGUCUAUAACAACAAGGCUGCUGUACUGAAAUAUGAAAACAACGUCAUGAACAUCAGGCAGUUCAACUGCUCCCCCCACCCCUACUGGCUCCCCAACUUCAUGGAUGUCUUCACAUGGUCCUUGCCUUUUGUAGGGGAGAAGGUCACCGAGAUGCUGGUGAACAUCCUCAACAUCUGCUCCGACGACGAGCUCAUCUCGGACGGCGACGAGACGUUGGAAGGUGGGACAACGGUGCGCAAGGAGAUCAUCAGGAACAAGAUCAGAGCCAUUGGGAAGAUGGCACGGGUGUUCUCAGUUCUUCGGGAGGAGAGUGAGAGCGUGCUGACCCUCAAAGGCCUGACCCCCACAGGUACCCUGCCCCUGGGAGUGCUCUCGGGGGGGAGGCAGACCCUGCAGACUGCCACAGUAGAAGCAGUAGAGGCACGGGAAGCCAUCCGCGGCUUCUCCCCGCAGCACAAAAUCCGCAGCUUCGAGGAGGCGCGGGGGCUGGACCGCAUCAACGAGCGCAUGCCCCCGCGCAAGGAUUCGCUGCACUGCGACGGCCCCGGCGCCGCCAACCCCGACAAAAACGGCACGGCCAAAAAAGCCUAGCCCGGCCAACUCCGCCCACAGCGACAACGAGUCAUGGAUUUUAUUUAUUUAUUAUUAUUAUUAUUAUUAUUAUUGUUAUUAUUGUUAUUAUGGGGGUGAGGGUGGGGGGAGAAAUUUCGAUUCGGAGCUGGAGGCACGGUCGUCAAUCCAGUGUGCAUCAAACACCGUUUUGUAAUUUUAUUUUUUUUUUGGUUUCAAUAUGUAAAAAAGUCUUUUUGUUUUUUAUUUUAUUUAGA